This is a messenger RNA of Scheffersomyces coipomensis, 744 nucleotides long. RefSeq lists its product as uncharacterized. The transcript has a single exon. The record is from RefSeq and is a predicted model, not a curated record. The coding region runs from base 1 to 744 and encodes 247 amino acids. Lineage: Eukaryota; Fungi; Ascomycota; Pichiomycetes; Serinales; Debaryomycetaceae.
AUGAAAUUAAGUUCCUUACUUCCUUUAUCAUUAUGUUUGACAUUGGUUGUCUCAAUCAAACCUUACCAAUUGUAUUCAUAUUUCAAGAGGGAUGAUACAAGUGGAUGUACUAAUGAUUGUUACCAAGCAGGCAAAUACCUCGAAAGUCAUUGUGAAAAUGAUAGUUCUGAUUACAAUUACAUAAGUUGUAUUUGUAAUAUUAAUGACGAUUCUUUUUGGAGUAAUCUAGCUGGCUGCGAAUGUGGCGAAGAUAGUGCUGAAACUUUAGAUGCAUCUGCUCUUCAAUCCGAUUAUUGUGAAUAUGCUACUUUAUAUGAAUCUUAUUAUACAGAAGGUGAUUAUGGAUCUGCAUUUGGGGGUGGUGGAUUAGGUAAUUUCGCUUCUUUAGAAGAUUUCAGUGAAACUGAUUUUGGUGAUGAAACUGGAACUGACUUUGGAGCAACUGAAACAGCUAGUGGAAACGGUGGUGGUUCAGUUGAUUCUGCAAACCCUUCAUUAGAAGAAAGCUCAAAUGGAACACCAGAAUCAACCAGUCAAUCACCAUCAUCAACCCAUUCAGGCUCUGCUACUGCUGCUGCAACAAGUUCCACCCAUGCAACCACAAGUUCCACUCAUGCCACUACUUCAGCCACUACUUCAUCAACUUCUUCAAAACAUAGCACUAGUACUGGUUCAUCUUCCAAUGUUGCUAACACAGCAUCAAUCGGUGUCCUGCUUUAUUUGUUAUUGUUAUGUUUAUUAUAG